AUGACUACUUGCGUCGCUACUCAGACUUUCACCCACGUCUCUCUCAAGGCGUACCAUCCGGAGUCGGACUACACCACCUCCACCGAGCCCGGCAAGCCUCGUCCCGGCAGCCCCGGUCCCAACAAGCCCGACAACUGUGGCUUCGAGUCCGGCGGCCCCUUGAAGAGGGAUGAUCCUAUUCCUCGCCCUCAGACUCCCUUGGUCCCGGUCCCCAACUCUGACGGUGAGGGCGAUUCUAAGCCCGCUCCUCGACCCCCUACUCCUCACCCCAAUGGUGACCACCUCGAGUUGGACCCCAUUCCCCGCCCGCAGACCCCUCUAGUCCCGGUUCCCAAUAGCGAUGACAUGCCCGUUCCUCGUCCCCAGACUCCCCUAGUCCCUGUCACCAGCGACGAUUCCGACGAUGAGUGCAUCGACGAAGAGAUGCCGGUCCCUCGUCCCCAGACCCCACUCGUUUCAGUCACCAGCGAUGAUUCUGAUGACGAGUGCCUCGACGAAGAGAUGCCGGUCCCUCGUCCCCAGACCCCACUCGUUCCAGUCACCAGCGACGAUUCUGAUGACGAGUGCCUCGACGAAGAGAUGCCGGUCCCUCGUCCCCAGACCCCACUCGUCCCGGUCACCAGCGACGAUUCCGACGACGAGUGCCUCGACGAAGAGAUGCCCGUCCCUCGUCCCCAGACACCCUUAGUGCCUGUUACUUCCGACGACUCGGAUGACGAGUGCCUCGACGAAGAGAUGCCCGUCCCUCGUCCCCAAACGCCUUUGGUCCCCGUCACUUCCGACGAUUCCGACGAUGAAUGCCUCGAUGAGAUCGACCCUAUUCCCCGUCCCCAAACCCCUCUCGUCCCUGUUCCCAACUCCGACGACGGUGAGGGUGACUCCAAGCCCGCUCCCCGCCCUCCUACUCCCCACCCCAACGGCGAUGAUGAGAUGCCGGUCCCUCGCCCCCAGACCCCUUUGGUCCCUGUCACCAGCGACGAUUCCGAUGAUGAUGAGUGCAUCGAUGACAACAUCGAUCCCAUUCCUCGUCCUCAGACGCCCAUGGUGCCUAAGCCUAAUGCUGACAUGAUCAAGCCGGUUGCUUGCUGCUAAGCUUAUGGCUGAUGCCGAGACAGUUGGACGAUUUUGGAAGAAUAGGAUUCAAGAGGAGGAAGUGUUUGUAUUUGGAAGAUGACCGAAUGAAUGAACGAACGAUGGAAUGAUUGGUUGGUUCACUUGAACAUGGAAGAAAUACAACGAGAAGGAUUGAUGGAGCUCGAUUUGGUGACAGAAGAGUUCGGCAGUGGAUGGGAUUUGCGAUGGAUUUCAAUCAGUGUUUGAUAUAAG
Messenger RNA from Neurospora crassa OR74A, 1326 nucleotides. RefSeq lists its product as hypothetical. Lineage: Eukaryota; Fungi; Ascomycota; Sordariomycetes; Sordariales; Sordariaceae. The record is from RefSeq and is a predicted model, not a curated record. Bases 1 to 1092 code for a protein of 363 amino acids. The transcript has a single exon.